Rhinolophus ferrumequinum (greater horseshoe bat) is the source of this 204-nucleotide messenger RNA. RefSeq names its product defensin beta 114 (gene DEFB114). Bases 1 to 204 code for a protein of 67 amino acids. The record is from RefSeq and is a predicted model, not a curated record. Gene Ontology annotation, cellular component: extracellular region. Lineage: Eukaryota; Metazoa; Chordata; Mammalia; Chiroptera; Rhinolophidae. Gene Ontology annotation, biological process: innate immune response; cell chemotaxis; defense response to bacterium. The transcript is spliced from 2 exons. Gene Ontology annotation, molecular function: CCR6 chemokine receptor binding; chemoattractant activity.
AUGAAGAUCUUUUAUUAUCUCCUCCAUUUUCUGUGUUAUGUGAAUUUCAUUCUACCAGCCACAUGCAGCUUGUUGGAUCCUGAUCAGUGCUCAAAAUCUUUUGGUCGCUGUAGGAGACAGUGUCUAAAAGAAGAAAAGCAAAUUGAUAUAUGUUUCUCACCAAGUAAGAUUUGCUGCAUUGAGAGGGCGUACGAAGAAGAUUAA